This is a messenger RNA of Ectocarpus sp. CCAP 1310/34, 2204 nucleotides long. The record is from the annotation of a GenBank genome assembly. Lineage: Eukaryota; Phaeophyceae; Ectocarpales; Ectocarpaceae.
GGAGCACCGUUUCGCCUCAAGGCCCGCCUACUCCAGGCGGAGGCAGUGGCGGCACUGCUAUAGGACGCGCGUUCGUGAGAGGCAGAACCUACAAGAGGAAUGUGUCAGCAUCGUGGGGAACUUGUCUAAACCGUAUAGUCUACUUGUAAAGCUGUGGGAUAAAGGAGUCCGCAGUUUUCGGAUUGGAAAACCGAAAACCGAGACACCCUCCGCUCUCUCCCAACCAGCUUCUGCCCACACUUGUGCACUUGUCCACACCCCUUAUCGUCUACUGCCUUGUUUGGAAGGAGCCGAUGGCUGAAGAGGCGCAGGGGGUUCUUGAACUGAGAGGCGCUGCAGACGGACACCCGGAUAGAAACGAGGCGGCAGCUCCUCCGCAACAAGCUUGCGACGCAUCGGCGUCAACGGCAAGAAGAGGGUGGCUGCUGGGAUGCUGGAGGCUGCUCUGGUUUGUUGGUGUGGUGGGAGUGCUGUUGAUCGGGAUGGACGCCCUGCUGAAAGGCCGACGGUUGAUCGGGAUGGACCCCCUGCUGAAGGGCCGGCGGCGCGGAGGGGAUGGAAAGGAUCAACGACGGCUUGUCGUCGUUGGGAAGGAAAGGGAUCCAACCCUUGUCGUCGACUACGCGAAUGUCGAAACCGACCUCGGCUUGCCGCCGUGCUACUCGAGUACGGUCGCUGAUCCUUCCCAAGGGAAAUGGAACGAGUGCGCAGGAGGCAUGGACGAAUCGCCGGCGAAUACGGGCAACUUCACUGGCCCGUGGAAAACCAAUCGAACGGAGAAACGGUGUAGCGAAAGAUGGUCAGCAGAGCAUGAUGGCGUAGGGCCCGUCCCCCCCAUGCCGUACUGGAAGUGGGAGCCUUCGGCGUGCCGGCUGGAGGAGGUGGACGAAGCCAAGUUCUGUCGCGUCAUGGAGGGGAGGAAGGGGUUGCUCUUCGCGGGGGACAGCCUGACGGGUGAGAUGAUCGAUACUCUGGCGGCGGUUCUGCGCGCGACGCUCGUCAAGCACGUGCCCCUGACCAUGGACACCUACACAGCCUGCGACGGAGAGCUGACGCUGUCGUGGUACCGCAACGACUUCCUCGACACGCGAACGGACGGCUUCGACACGGUGCAUUGCGAGGACCCCGACGCCAGCAUGUCGCACUGCAUGGUUUUUGCAGGCAUGUACCAUGAUGCUACCUUGACCCAGUUCGACACUCUCGUCGUGAACUCUGGGGCACACCUUCGAUCGGGGGGGUUGGAGGCGUACGGGUCGAUGAUGAAGAACGCUAGUGAGAGCCUGACCACGUCGAUGAGACGGUUACACGGGGAUAACGCCAUCUUGGUGGUCAGGAACACCGUCCCGGGUCACGGCGAGAGCUUCGAUAGGAUGUUCGGCGGACCUGUUGAUUUAGACACGGCCCUCGACCUCGUCGCGAAAGGACCGCCGAGGUACAAGUGGACCACGUUUGGGGAUAGAAACAAGCUACUGGAGGAAGCUUUCGAGGCCACGAAUGGCGGCUGGACACUGCUGGAUGCCUACUCUCCGACAAUACUGCGAGCAGACUCCCACGCCUCAGCAACAGAUGGCCUGCACUACUGCUUGCCUGGGCCUAUUGACCACUGGGUGGUUCUGUUGUACAAUAUUCUCCUCGAGAAAGUGAAAAGUGACAGACAAGAGUAAAUAGAGCCUUUAGGAAUGUUGGUGGAAUUAUUUGUCGUUGUUAGUGUGUGUGUGUUGUUGUUGUUGUUGCUCUGUUCACGUUUGGUCUGUAUCCGGUACCCCGCUGCUCUUUGGAGGCAGGGAAGAGAUUCCUUACCUGACACAACGGUGGUUUUUUGGUUUGUCACGACCUGACCCAACGGUAUAGAUAUGCACAUAUCCAGGUGGAAAAGACCAAGCAGAGUUUGACCGCCGGCGUUGAAGAAAUGACAACGUCAUUUGUCCCCUAGAACGACAGGUGAAAACAGGCAUUCAUGGAGGUCGCAUUUAAUCGCUUGUUUUUCCCAGGGCGACCAACCGCUGACAUCUUCCACGGCGUGGUGCGGCCGAGGGCAGCGAUAGGUGAUGGUAAUUUACCAUGGAUGGCUGCUUAUGAUAUUGAAGCUUCGUUUUCUGUUUCUUGGUGAUAAAAAACAUGUUCGCGUGUCUUGGUGCCGACAUGUAAAGUUCAAGUUCCUCCCAGUUGCAGUUGUUCCUAGGCGCCCCCUCUCUCCCCCCCCC